Impatiens glandulifera is the source of this 534-nucleotide messenger RNA. Its product is annotated as ankyrin repeat-containing protein At5g02620-like. The record is from RefSeq and is a predicted model, not a curated record. The transcript has 2 exons. Lineage: Eukaryota; Viridiplantae; Streptophyta; Magnoliopsida; Ericales; Balsaminaceae. Gene Ontology annotation, molecular function: protein phosphatase 1 binding; protein phosphatase regulator activity. Gene Ontology annotation, cellular component: plasma membrane. Bases 1 to 534 code for a protein of 177 amino acids.
AUGGAUGUCACAAACCGAGUUAAUCAAGAUGAUUUAUGGGAUGCUGUGGCCAAAGGGAAGAUUGACACAUUGAAACAAAGAUGGACACAAGAUGUGAGUCUUGUUUAUAAAUGCAAAUUGGGUUGUUUCGAUCAAAGUAUUCUCCACUUGGUUGCAAGUCACGGUUAUGUUGAAGAUGUGAAGAAUAUUCUAAAUCAUGAUCCGGAGCUGGCAGAAGUUAUUGAUUCUAGGCAAUGGUCGCCUCUUCAUGUGGCGGCGGCCAAGGGACACAUGGCUGUACUAGAAGAGUUGCUUCCUCAUAGCCACCAUGUGGCUCGAGUUAAGACCAACCAUGGCGAAACCAUUCUCCAUCUCUGCAUCAAGCACAAUCGUCUUGAUCCUCUUAAACAGCUGCUUGUCGACGUUAUCAAGGAUAACGAGUUUGCAAAUCGUAAGGAUGCUGAAGGAAACACCAUUCUUCAUCUUGCUGUCAUGCUUGGACAUGAACCAAUUAUGGACUACUUACUUAUGGACAAGAUUAUUGAUUUUUCUUAA